AUGUUUCAACGGAAAAGACCGCCGCAGCUAACGGUGCAAGAGGAGCUCAGGCAGACAUACGCCGACUGCUGUAACCUCAGCAUCAAGAACUUGACCCUAGAAGAAGAUAAUCGGGUGGAAGAUGCUUUAAAAGGCUGGAAAUCACUACAUACGUCACUUUUGUUCAAGCUCGAACUAUUCGAGAAAAGCAUCACAAAAAUGGGCCAGGAAGAGCUCGAUGUGUUCAAUGAGUUGCGUUCCAUCCGGGACCAGAACGUCAAGCAUCUUAUCCGUGUACAAUUGAGAAUGGACGAAUUAAAUAGGAGACAACUCAAAUCUGCUUCCACCACCUCCGUGGCCAGUUCUACCUCCGGUAAAUCCAACAUGACGGUUCCAUCGUUGCGCCUGGGGUCGGGAGGUAUGAGAAACCUAAGCAAUGGCAACGUGCAAAAAAAGAAGAUGCUCAAGUCGUUGAGACAGCAACCUCAGCAGAGCUCAUUAAAGUCAAAGCAUAACCAGCAUCAAGCCAACACGGCCGCCAAUGUGUCGUGGCAGAAGCCUUCUAUAACCGUGGUGGACACCGGGGACGACGACGAAGCGUUUGACGACUUUGACCAGGACCUCGCGGUGGGGUGGGACAAAAUCAGCGACGAAGACGCCCACACGCCGCCGAAUUUAAUCGACUUGGACGGUGACUACUUCCAGCUCAGCCAUUCAAUGGAGAAUUUGAGCCUCAAGCCCAAAUCUCGCCAUUCCAGCAUGAGCAGCAACUCGAAUUCAUCUCCCAACAACUCGAUCAUGAACUUGCAACCGUUACGACCAGAGAAGCCCCAGAGCAAAAGCACACCAGAUAUACGUCCCCAUGGCAAUGGAGAUGUCCCCAGUGGCGCCGGCUCCAAAACAUCGACCAAGUCUCAAGUCCCAGCAUCUUCAGAAAAGAAGUAUAUCUACAAUAAGCCCAAGCCGAUGAACAUUAGUCGGCUUAUGAAGAAGCCUCAAACCCCCCUGACGUCAUCUACAUCACCGAAGAAGGCCGCUACUAGUACCAAACCAAAGGCAACAGCCCCUGCUAGAUUGGGGCCUGCCCCAAUAAAGAAGUCGAAUAUUACUUACAACUACGUUUCUUCCUCAAAGAAGAGCACUCGGGCCGAGUCACCAACGCCCACGUCUACACCGGUGCCUGCAAAAAAGCAAGCCAGUGAUGAGUCGAGUGAGUCGGAUGAAAAUGAGGACUUUGACAUGCGAGAUCUCCUAAACCCAAAGGUGCAGAAUAAGGUGAUUGAGCUGGUCAGAGGUAUCGAUGUGGAUGCAGCCAAGCUGAUUCUUAACGACAUUGUGGUGCACGGAGACGAAGUGUACUGGGAAGACAUUGUCGGGUUGGACAACGCAAAGAACUCGUUGAAAGAAGCAGUGGUGUAUCCGUUUUUGCGGCCGGAUUUGUUCAAGGGCUUGAGAGAACCUACUCGAGGUAUGCUACUUUUUGGGCCUCCUGGGACCGGUAAAACGAUGUUGGCACGGGCGGUGGCCACUGAGAGUAAGUCAACAUUCUUCUCCAUCACCGCCUCGUCCAUUACGUCCAAGUACUUGGGAGAAAGUGAAAAAUUGGUCAGGGCGUUGUUUGUUCUCGCCAAAAGAUUAUCACCAUCUAUUGUGUUUAUCGACGAAAUCGACUCGUUGCUUGGGUCCAGAAACGAAGGAGAGCUCGAGUCCACCCGCCGAAUCAAAAACGAGUUUUUGAUCCAAUGGAGUGAAUUGAGCAGUUCCACCACCAAGGAGGACGAUGCCAAUGAGCUCAAACAUCAGGUUUUGAUCCUCGGGGCCACCAACAUGCCGUGGUCAAUUGACGAGGCAGCACGAAGAAGGUUCGUCAAGAGACAGUACAUCCCGUUACCCGAAGAUGAAACUCGGGCGAAUCAAGUGAAAAGGCUUCUCAAGUACCAAAAACACACUCUCGAAGACGCAGAUUUUCAAGAGAUUAUUAAAUUGACCGCUCAAUUUAGCGGAAGCGACAUCACAGCUUUAUGCAAGGAUAGUGCGAUGGGGCCUUUACGGUCGCUUGGAGAAUUGCUCUUGCUGACACCUACCGAGGAGAUCCGACCCAUGAACAUGGAUGACUUUCGCAACAGCUUAAAGUUUAUAAAGCCAAGUGUUCUGUACGAGAGUCUAAGUAAAUAUGAAGAUUGGGCUAAGAAGUUUGGAUCUCUGGGAGUAUGA
This is a messenger RNA of Yamadazyma tenuis ATCC 10573, 2193 nucleotides long. It is a transcript of the gene YTA6, whose product is annotated as putative AAA family ATPase. The record is from RefSeq and is a predicted model, not a curated record. Lineage: Eukaryota; Fungi; Ascomycota; Pichiomycetes; Serinales; Debaryomycetaceae. Gene Ontology annotation, molecular function: ATP binding; ATP hydrolysis activity.